AAUUUUGUCGUCAGGGAGAUUGACAGCGAACAUAAGCAACCUCGGACUGUGGACGGAUAAAUUAAUCAAAUUUGGAUUUUCAGAAUGCAGUGAAGUAAACAAGGAAGCAUAAACUACUCAAGAGAAAAUGGCUGAUUCAGGAGAAGCGCCUAAUGAAGAACCCCUGACCAAUGGGAUUCAGGAAGAUCAGGCCCCUGGGACUCCCAUUCAAAAUGGUCUGCCAAACGGGAACAAAUCAGAGUCACCACCAGCCAUCAAACUACCCGAGGAGACUGAACCAAGAAGUGCAUUAACCUCUGGAGCUGGUCGAAUGACUGCGACACCAGGCUCAGGUUCGCGCCAUACUACCAGUGGGGAUCUGAUGAUGAAUGGAGACCUGGCAUUGGAAAAUGGCAGCUCACCUUCAAUAGGACAUGAAGAAUCACCCGUCCCUAUUCAUAUUGAUUAUGUUGAAUUUGUUAAACAGAGAGUGAUCCUCGCAGCCAGCGAGCCUGAGAUGUGGACAGACGCCCACCAUGCAACCAUUGAUGCUUUCUUUGAUCCCGGAUCCAACGACCGACUGCUCACCGUAUUCGUCGAUCCUCAGAUGGGACUCGUCGUCAGCAACAACAUCCCUCCACAGGGAGUGGACGAGCUCAACUAUUUCAUCCGGCGGCCGGGUGUCAAGUUGACGGCGGCCAACGUGGAGAAGGCGGUUCAGUAUGGCACAGUCAGGAGUGGCCAUGUUGAAAGUUUACUGAGGAUUAUGCAUAGUAUUUUUGCUCCACUCUUCUUUGAUAACACCACCUGGCCAGACAGCAUUAAGAAUGAUUUUUCAGCACAGCUUCACAGGUUUAUGGCCAGUCUAACAGACACACAUUAUAAGAUCCAGGGUCAUACUGUUCUCUAUAUCCCUAAAGAAGGUAUGAAUAUCCCACCAGAGAAGGCUGCAAAGGACAAAGAGCUUGUACAAAGAUUAGAAACUGCUAUGGUACACUGGACCAGACAGAUCAAGGAGGUCCUGGCUUCUCAGGAUGCCAUUGAAACCUCUGAGAAUGCUGGUCCUUUGGAAGAGAUCCAGUUCUGGAGGAGCCGGUGUCAGGACCUGUCUGGGAUCAGUGAACAGCUUCAGAAAGAUGGGGUCCUGCGGGUACAGGCCAUCUUGGAGCAGGCCAAGUCAUCCUAUGUCUCGCCCUUCAAGAAACUCUCCAAACUCAUCCAGGAUGGAUCUGCUCAAGCACAGAGCAACCUCAAGUUUCUCUCCACCCUUUCUGAGAAGUGUGAAGAACUGAACAAGGCCAAGCCUGCAGAGAUUCCAAACAUGCUACCUGGUAUCAUCAACAGGGUUAGGAUGAUAUGGGUUAACUCAGACCAUUAUAAGAGCAGGGAGAGACUAACAGGUCUCUUUAGAAAGAUUAGCAAUGAAAUCAUCAAGCGUUGCUGUAAAGACAUCUCCUUGGAUCGUCUCUUUGAUGGCUAUGUGAAAUCAUCUAUAAACAGCCUUAACGAGUGUAUCGACUGCUGCAAGCAAUGGAAAGAACAGUAUUCAUGGAUCCGUCAGAUGCACCAUCGGUUUUCUCAAGAAGGCUGGGUUCUUGAUCAGAGCAGUAUCUUUGCCCAAGUCGAUGCCUUUGUUCAGAGAUGCAAAGACCUAUUAGAGGUGUGCGAGUGCCAGAUUCAUUUUGCCCGGAUGAAUGACGGGGACAAGACACCCAUGCCGACCUUUGCGGGUCAAAGGGGGCCAGAGGUCACACGAGGCUUGCUUGAGAUUGAGGCUGCGUUUGCAAAGAAUCUCCUGAUCCUGAGGAAUGUCAAGAAAACCAUCUUGGAUGUAAAGGCAACAUCAUGGCAUGACGAUUACAACAAGUUUCGUGCAGGAAUCAAAGACUUGGAGGUGAUGAUGCAGAAUGUGAUUACGACAGCCUUUGAGACUACUAAGACGGUAGAACAGGGCGUAGAACUCUUAGAUGCCUUCCAGCAUCUAUCAUCAAGAGAGGCUAUCCGUCGAACCAUUGACAAGAAAACGGUGGAGGUAUAUCAGCUCUUCAAUGAAGAACUCAAUGCCGUCAAGAAAGAAUUUACUAAGAAGGUUCCAGACCUGGGUUUCCUCAAACCUCGCUAUGCUGGCCAGGCUCAUUGGGCUAGGUCUUUGAAGAGGAGAAUAGAUAGAUCAAUGGAGGUGCUUAAUAAAGCCUAUUUCUUGCCAAACAUUGGGAGCGGUGCCGAGACCCGCACCCAGUACAGCCAGCUCAGUACCGCCCUGGAUGAAUUCAUCAGGAAGACAUUCAACGAAUGGGCUGCUACUGUCGACAAGGAAUCCAUCAAACUCCUGGACAGUCCUCUGCUGUGCCGUAGCAACGAGAAGAUGGGCAUGCUUGAUGUCAACUUUGACAGGAAUCUGCUGAAGAUGUUUAAUGAGAUCCAGUAUUGGGAAAAGCUGAUGUUUGAGAUUCCUCAUUACGUCACUGAGGUUUACCAGAAGAGAGAAGAUCUUAGAAACCUGAGAGAGAACGUCCUACUGGUCGUCAGAGAUUACAACAGAAUAAUAGCAGCCUUGUCCUUGGAGGAGAGAGGGUUGUUUAAAGAACGGAUCCGUCACCUUGAUAAGAAGAUCCAUCCAGGCUUGACCAAGCUCACCUGGGCUUCUAAGGGAAUCUCAGACUUCUUUGUAGCAGAGUGCAGAUUGCAUGCUGGAAAGGUUCAAGCAAUCGUUGAUGACUACAAGAUCGCUAACCUGACUAUCUCCCGAAACUGCAAACGGAUCAGCGAGACGUUGCUUGUGAAGAUCGACGGGAAGCGGAUCUACGAGGACAUGGAGUUUGAGGAGGAGCAGAAGCUUCAUCGUACCAACGCCACCAAACGACUUCAGAUGAUCCAUGAAGAGAUUGUCAAUACCAUGAAACAGACGUAUGAGGUGUUCAGGGCUGAUGGCCAAGAAGUUCAAGGCUACUGGCAUCGCUACACAGAGAAGAUGGACAGGAUGGUGGAAGAAGCCUUCCGUCUCAACGUCAAGUGGUCCCUCCAGGAGCUCUCUAGGGCCAUCAAUGGGGAUGGGAAGAGCACACCUAACCCUCUCUUCAGGGUCAAAGUGGUCCUAGACAAGACAAAGGUGGAGUUCUCUCCUACAUUGAAGAACCUUGCACUCAUUGUCAUGAACACCAGUAGUAAACUAACGGCUUCUGUCUCCGUCAUUCAACGGCUGCCGGACCUCUUGACCAGGAAAAGAUCACAAAAAGAGCCUAUCUAUGUUGUGAUCGAGAAUGAUGAAGAAACCAAGAAGAUACAGAAGAGCAUCAAUGCUGGAAUGCAAGCCAAUGCUCAACAUCUCAUGACAUACCUAGGUACUUGGGACAGCUACCGUGAGAUCUGGGAAGUCAACAAGGAUGCAUUCAUCAGGCGUUAUCAGAAGUGUGAGCCCCCAGUCUCAUCCUUUGAUGCUGACAUUGGAAGAUACACUGAAGUAGCGAACAAUGUCCAGAAGGAGGAGACUGUGCUCAACAUACAGUUUGUUAUGUUAGACUGUUCACCACUCAAGUUUGCACUACUCAGCCACUGUAAUGAAUGGCAAAAUAAGUUCACCACUCUCCUGGCUGAGAUGGCCAGCCAGAAGCUCUCUGAUCUUCACAAGUUCCUCCAGGAAAACCAAGAAAAACUGAGCAAGCCACCACAGACACUUGAUGAGUUAGGUGACAGCUUGGAACUGCUUGAACAACUUCAAAAAGACCAGUCCAACAUCGAAGCUCGCUUCCCACCACUCUACGAUCAGUUCUCAAUCCUGGAGAAAUAUGAUGUCCCUAUCCCAGAUAAUGUUCGAGCAACGUUGGAUGACUUAGGAAACGAAUGGGUAGCAUUCCAGCAAUGCUUGAUUGACAGUGAUGUCAUGCUCAAGAAACACAAAGAGAAGUUCAAGACAGGUCUCAUCCACUCUGCGGAAGAAUUCAAGAAAACAUCUCAUCAGCUCCUGGAAGAUUUCCAAACUAAUGGUCCGUUCAGCAGUCAGAUGACGUGUGAUGAUGCGCUGGCGUCCAUUGCUGCGACCAGGGAGAAGGUCACUGACCUCAAAGCCCAGGAGGCCACCAUCAGACGAGGUCUGAACAUCUUCAAGAUCGACCAACCUCCUUCCAAAGAAAUACAACAGAUGGAUAAGGACCUGGACUAUAUUGAGAAUGUUUGGCAACUGACCAAGGAAUGGGAGGAGCUGUGGAGCAAGUGGAAGGUUGGCAAGUUUGCUUCCCUGGUUACCACGGAGAUGGAGAUGACCGCCGGUCAACUCUUCAAGAAACUCAAUAAACUCAGCCGAGAGCUCAAGGAUAAGAGCUGGGAGAUUGUUGACUUCUCUAAGAACCGUGUUGAUCAGUUCCGUCGUACGAUGCCUCUCGUUACCGACCUUCACAACCAUGCUAUGAGAGAACGUCAUUGGCAACAAUUGCAAGACGAACUCCAGAAGACGUUUGACCACACGGCCGAUGAGUUCACCCUGGAGAAGAUCAUAGAGCUGGGGUUUGAUGCCCAUGCUGAGAAGGUGGCCGAGAUAUCAGGAGCAGCCAGUAAAGAGUUGGCCAUUGAACAAUCCCUGGCUGGUAUCAGGGAUGUCUGGGAGGAGACAGUCCUUGAUGUAUCACCUUACAAAGACAGAGGCCAUUACAGACUCAAAGCCACGGAUGAAGUCUUCCAGGUGCUUGAAGAUAACCAAGUCACCCUCUCAACGAUGAAAGCCUCCCGCUUUGUCAAGGCCUUUGAGAAGGAGGUAGACUACUGGGAGAGGACACUGUCUCACAUCCUGGAGGUCAUUGAGAUGACAUUGACAGUCCAGAGACAGUGGAUGUACCUAGAGAACAUCUUCCUUGGUGAAGAUAUCCGUAAACAGCUCCCCCGUGAGUCGGCAGAGUUUGACAGCGUCAACGCCAACUGGAAAAUCAUCAUGGUCAGGUUACACAAGGAUAACAAUGCUCUACGUGGCACUCAUCAUGAAGGUCUGCUUGAAACUUUGAAUGAGAUGAACAACAAGCUUGAGGAGAUCCAGAAAUCCUUGGACAUGUACCUAGAGACCAAGAGACAGAUCUUCCCUCGGUUCUACUUCCUCUCCAACGAUGACCUUCUGGAGAUCCUCGGCCAGUCCAAGAAUCCUGAAGCAGUUCAGCCUCAUCUGAAGAAGUGCUUUGAUAACAUCAAGACUCUUAAGAUGCAUAAGAUGGGUAUCACCCAGAAGUUUGAGGCUCAAGGAAUGUAUUCAGCGGAUGGAGAGUAUGUGGAGUUUGGUCACCCAGUUCUCCUUGAAGGCCCUGUUGAGGCCUGGCUGUGCGACAUUGAGAGAACAAUGAGAUGGACUCUGAAAGAUAUCUUGAAGCAGUGUAAGAUUGCUCUGAAGAAGAGUCUUAGCAAGAGAGACAAGUGGGCCAAGGAAUGGCCUGGACAGAUGCUGAUUACAUCAAGCCAGAUGCAAUGGACAGCCGAUGUCACCAAAGCUCUGGCGACCACCAAGGAAAGAGGAGACAAGAAGGCUCUCAAGAGCAUGAAGAAAAAACAGAUUUCCAUGCUGAACAAGUUCUCCGAGAUGAUCCGAGGCAACCUUCCCAAGAUGCUGCGUGCCAAGGUGGUAGCCCUGGUCACCAUUGAAGUCCACGCCAGGGAUGUGAUUGAGAAACUGAUCAAGGCCAGUGUGAACGAUGUCACAGCCUUCGAAUGGCUGAUGCAGCUUCGCGUCUACUGGGAUAAGGAGAUUGAUGACUGUGUGGUGAGACAGACCAACACGCAGUUCCAGUAUGGUUACGAGUAUCUGGGUAACUCAGGACGUCUGGUUAUCACUCCGUUGACUGACAGAUGCUACAUGACCCUAACCACAGCUCUUCAUCUUCACCGUGGUGGUAGCCCUAAAGGACCGGCCGGUACGGGUAAGACCGAGACUACCAAGGAUCUUGGUAAGGCUUUGGGCAACUAUGUCAUCGUUGUCAAUUGUUCUGAAGGUCUGGAUUUCAAGUCUAUGGGAAGGAUGUUCUCCGGUCUAGCUCAGACUGGUGCCUGGGGAUGCUUUGAUGAGUUCAAUCGUAUCAACAUUGAAGUAUUGUCUGUAGUAGCCCAACAGAUCCUGUCGAUCCUAUCGGCCCUAGCUGCCGGGUCGUCUCGCUUUGUAUUUGAGGGACGUGAGAUUAACCUCGUCUGGUCAUGUGGUAUUUUUAUCACCAUGAAUCCUGGAUACGCUGGUCGUACUGAGUUACCUGACAAUCUGAAGUCUAUGUUCAGACCUAUCUCUAUGGUUGUUCCUGACUCGGCUUACAUCGCUGAAAUCAUCCUCUUUGGAGAAGGAUUUGGCAAUACCAGGGUGCUAGCCAAGAAAGUCCACACCCUCUACUCCCUGGCCGUACAGCAGCUGUCCAAGCAGGAUCAUUAUGACUUUGGUCUCCGUGCCCUCACCUCCGUGCUCCGCUACGCCGGGAGGAAGAAGAGAGGAUUCCCUAAUGUUCCUGAUGAAGAGGUGCUCUUGUUGGCUAUGAAAGACAUGAACGUUCCUAAGAUGACAUCCACAGAUCUUCCCCUCUUCAAUGGCAUCGUCUCGGAUCUCUUCCCUGGAAUUGAUGCUCCAGUCAUUGAUUACGGCAAGAUGAAAUCGGUGAUUGAGUCUGAGCUUGUCAAGGCCGGCCUACAACCAAUCCAGUCAUCUAUCCUCAAGGUCAUACAGCUCUUUGAGACCAAGAACUCUCGCCACUCUGUCAUGAUCGUCGGUAAGACCAACAGUGGCAAGACUGUGUCCUGGCGCAUCCUACAGUCCACACUAUCCAGACUGAAGAAAGAAGGCGAUGACAGCUACAAUCUUGUCAAGGAGUUUCCAAUCAAUCCUAAAGCUCUGUCUUUAGGAGAGUUGUAUGGAGAGUUUGAUCUGAACACUAAUGAGUGGACAGAUGGUGUCCUGUCUUCUGUGAUGAGACAGACGUGUGCUGAUGAGAAACCUGAUGAGAAAUGGCUCCUCUUUGAUGCACCUGUUGAUACCCUGUGGAUUGAGAGUAUGAACUCUGUUAUGGACGACAACAAGGUCUUGACCCUCAUUAAUGGUGAACGUAUCGCUAUGCCCGAUCAGGUGACCUUACUGUUUGAGGUUGAAGAUCUGGCUGUAGCAUCUCCUGCUACUGUAAGUCGUUGUGGUAUGGUGUAUACCGACUACGCCGACCUUGGAUGGCAACCUUACGUCACUUCAUGGCUCUCCAAGAUCAAGGACAAGCAACAACAAGACAUCAUCCAGCAUCUGUUUGAUAAAUACCUGAUGAAGAUACAGGACUUCAAACGUCACAACUGCAAGGAGCUGGUGGCCAUCUCGGAGCUCAACGGCGUUGCUUCGUUCUGUAACCUCUACUCUGCUCUUGCCACAGAAGAAAAUGGAGUCAAUCCAGCUGACAAGGACAACUAUGAGCGCAUGAUAGAACUCUGGUUCCUCUUCUGUCUUAUCUGGUCUGUCGGCUGCACCGUCGACGAGGACGGACGCAAGAAACUGGACAACUACAUCCGCGAGAUCGAAGGCACCUUCCCCAACAAGGACACCGUCUAUGAGUACUAUGUGGAUCCCAAAGGGAAGAGCUGGUCCCAUUGGGAAGAUAAACUAAGGAGUGGAUGGAGAUAUCCUAAUAAUUCACCUUUCUACAAGAUCAUGGUUCCCACUGUGGACACGGUCCGCUACAACUUCAUCAUCCAGGCCCUGGUCCAACGGGAGAACCCGGUCCUUCUUGUUGGUCCCGUUGGUACCGGCAAGACCUCGGUAGCCCAGAGUGUGUGCUCCAAGCUUGACCCUCAGACGUACAGUGUAUUGACCAUCAACAUGUCUGCCCAGACCACGUCCAACAACGUCCAAGACAUCAUCGAGAGCAGGGUUGAGAAGAGAACCAAGGGGGUGUACGUGCCCAUCGGUGGUAAGAAGCUGGUGACCUUCCUGGAUGAUUUCAAUAUGCCUGCCAAGGACACCUUUGGUUCUCAGCCUCCUCUUGAACUCAUCAAACUCUGGGUGGACUAUGGUUUCUGGUACGAUCGACUCAAGCAGACCACCAAGUUUAUCAAGGGCAUGCAACUUCUUGCCUCCAUGGGUCCACCUGGUGGAGGUCGUAUGGUGAUCUCUAAGAGACUACAGAGCAGGUUUAACCUUAUCAACAUGACAUUCCCAAGCGACUCCCAAAUCAAGCGUAUCUUUGGCACCAUGAUCAACCAGAAGCUUCAGGACUUUGAGGAGGACGUGAAGCCUAUUGGGGACGUGGUCACCCAGGCAACGCUGGAGGUUUACCAGAGUGUGGUCCAGAAGUUCUUACCAACCCCUGCCAAGAUCCAUUACCUGUUUAACCUGAGGGAUAUCUCCAAGGUGUUCCAAGGCAUGCUCAGGUCACACAAGGAUUUCCAUGACACCAAGGCGUCCAUCACGAGGCUCUGGAUUCAUGAGUGCUUCAGGGUAUUCUCAGAUCGUCUUGUGAACGAUCAGGACGUGGAUGGCUUUGUUAACAUCAUCAGUGAGAAACUAGGAACUCUCUUUGAUCAGACCUUCCAUAAUAUCUGCCCCAACAAGCAGCCCCCAAUCUUCGGUGACUACAUGUCCCAGUCAGAGGUACCCAUCUAUGAAGAUCUUCAGGAAUUCUCUUCUCUGAAGAAGUUCAUGGAGGAUGCCUUGGAAGACUACAAUGCCACACCUGGUGUUAUCUCAAUGGACCUGGUCCUCUUCAGGGAUGCUAUCGAGCACAUUUCAAGAAUCAUCCGCGUUAUUGGUCAGCCCAGAGGUAACAUGCUAUUGGUCGGUAUUGGUGGGAGUGGUCGCCAGUCUCUCACCCGUUUGGCUGCAGCCAUUUGCGAAUACACAACAUUCCAGAUCGAAGUUACCAGACAUUAUCGCAUCAUUGAGUUCAGGGAUGAUCUGAAACGUCUGUACAAGACAGCUGGAGUGGAGAACAAGCCCACCAUCUUCCUCUUCAACGACACCCAGGUCGUUGACGAGACGUUCCUUGAAGACAUCAACAACAUCCUGUCCAGCGGAGAGGUGCCCAACCUCUACAAGUCUGAUGAGUUUGAGGAGGUCCGUACCGAGCUGGCGGAGUCGGCUAAGAAGGAUGGUAUCCAGGAUACUCCAGAGAGCAUGUUUGCUUACUUCAUUGAGAGAGUGAGGACCAAUCUACAUGUGGUGCUUUGCAUGAGUCCUGUGGGGGACCCGUUCAGGAACCGUAUCCGUAUGUAUCCAGCCUUUGUAAACUGUACCACCAUCGAUUGGUUCUGUGAAUGGCCAAAGGAAGCCUUGACAGAGGUUGCUGAGAAGUAUCUAGAGUCUGUCAAUGUCGGAGAGAAUGAACAGUUGAAGCCCAACAUUGCCCAGAUAUUCUGUACCAUGCAUCAGUCUGUUGUGCAAAGCUCUAAUCAGAUGCUGUUUGAGCUCAAACGUCACAACUACGUCACACCAACCAACUAUCUGGAGCUUGUUACGGGAUACAAAACGCUGCUGUAUGAGAAGCGGAAGGAACUUGGUGAUGCUGCCAACAAGCUCAAGAAUGGUCUGUCUAAGAUUGACGACACCAGGGCCAAGGUUGAGGUGAUGUCUGUAGAGCUGGAGGAAGCAAAGGUCAAGGUGGCUCAGUUCCAGAAGCAGUGUGAGGAAUACCUGGUGGUCAUUGUCCAGCAAAAGAGAGAGGCUGAUGAACAACAGAAGUCUGUGCAAGCCCGUAGUGAGAAGAUCGGUGAGGAGGAGGUGAGAUGCAAACAGAUGGCUGAAGCCGCACAGCAGGAUCUGGCUGAAGCUCUCCCUGCUCUUGCAGAAGCUGUCAAGGCCCUGGAAGCCCUGAACAAGAAAGAUAUCGGUGAGAUCAAGUCUUACGGUCGACCUCCCGUCCUGGUGGAGAAGUGCAUGGAAGCAGUUAUGAUCCUGAAGGGGCAUGAACCAACAUGGGCCGAGGCGAAGAGACAGCUAGGUAACCAGAACUUCAUCAAGGACUUGAUCGAGUUUGACAAGGACAACAUGUCCGACAGGGUCCUGAAGCGCAUCGGGCAGUACUGCUCCCAACCGGACUUCCAACCUGAGAUCAUCGGCCGUGUGUCCCUUGCUGCCAAGUCUCUCUGCAUGUGGGUGAGAGCCAUGGAGGUCUAUGGCACCAUCUUCAGGGUGGUAGAGCCCAAGAAACAGAGACUGAACAACGCCAUGUCAACCCUGGCUGAGAAGCAGGCCAUCCUGGCUGAAGCAAAGGCCAAGCUGCAAGAAGUGACUGAUCGCAUGGAGAAUCUGAAGAAGCAGUACGAUGAGAAGCUAGCCGAGAAGGAAGAUCUGAGGAUCAAAGCCGAGCAGAUGGAGAUCAAGCUUGACCGUGCAGGAAAGCUUGUGUCUGGACUGGCUGGAGAGAGAGAUAGAUGGGAGCUCAACGUCCAUGAUUUAGAAGAGAACAUGGUUUACUUGGUUGGUGAUUGUCUAGUGGCUGCAGCCUUCAUGUCCUACAUGGGUCCUUUCUUAUCAAACUACAGAGAUUAUCUUGUCAAAGAAGUCUGGCUCAAAGAUGUGAGCAAACUUGGUAUCCCUCGAAGCCCAGACUUCAGCUUCUCCACCUUCAUGUCAAAGCCUACUGUUGUGAGAGACUGGAACAUGCAAGGUCUACCCUCAGACGCCUUCUCAACGGAGAAUGGUGUCAUUGUAACCAGGGGCAACAGGUGGCCGUUGAUGGUUGAUCCCCAAUGCCAGGCCAUCAAGUGGAUCCGUAACAUGGAGACCAAGCGCGGCUUGAAGAUCAUUGACCUUCAGCAGAGUGACUUCCUGCGUACCCUGGAGAAUGCCAUCCAGUAUGGGUUCCCCGUGCUCCUGCAGAAUGUCCAGGAGGAGUUGGACCCUGCCCUGGCUCCUAUCCUCAACAAGUCUAUCAUCAAGCAAGGUGGUAGGUUGAUGAUCCGUCUUGGAGACAAGGAGCUGGACUACAACCCGGACUUCAAAUUCUACAUCACCACCAAGCUGAGCAACCCCCACUACACCCCGGAGAUCUCCACCAAGACCACCAUCGUCAACUUUGCCGUCAAGGAGCAGGGCCUGGAAGCCCAGCUCCUGGGUAUCGUGGUGCGGAAGGAGCGGCCGGAGCUGGAGGAGCAGAAGGAUAACCUGGUGAUGAACAUCGCUGCGGGAAAGAAGAAACUGGUGGAAUUGGAAGAUGAGAUUCUCAGGUUAUUGAACAAUGCUCAAGGAUCUCUUCUGGAUGACGAACAGCUGGUGAAUACCUUGCAGUCAUCAAAGAAGACUUCAGAAGAAGUCGGAGAACAGCUUCAAGUAUCUGAACAGACAGAGGCCAAGAUUGAUGCUGCUCGUGAGGGAUAUCGUCCAUGUGCCCAGCGAGCAUCCAUCUUGUUCUUCGUCCUCAACGACAUGGGACGCAUUGACCCAAUGUACCAGUUUUCGCUGGACGCCUACAUUGAUCUCUUCAACGUAUCCAUUGAUAAGAGCCAGAGGAGCCCACAGUUGGAGCAGCGAAUUCUCAAUCUGAAUGAGUACCAUACCUACGCUGUAUACAGGUACACCUGCCGUGGUCUGUUUGAGAAGCACAAGCUUCUCUUCUCCUUUCAGAUGUGUGCUAAGAUCCUGGAGGCCGCUGGAAAGCUCAACAUGGAUGAAUACAACUUUUUCCUCAGAGGUGGUGUGGUUCUUGAUAGAGAGGAACAGAUGGAUAAUCCUUGUAGUAAUUGGCUUGCUGACACCUCUUGGGAUAACAUCACUGAACUUGAUAAACUGGCUAACUUUCAUGGUAUCGUACAGGCCUUUGAACAGUAUCCCAGGGACUGGCACGUGUGGUAUACCAGUGCAGAACCUGAGUUAGCAGGUCUCCCAGGUGAAUGGGACAAUGCUUGCAACGAGCUCCAGCGAAUGUUGAUUGUUCGUUCACUCCGUCCGGAUCGUGUCUCCUUCUGUUCAACUUCCUUCAUUGUUAACAACCUCGGUUCCAAAUUUGUUGAGCCACCUGUUUUGGACAUGAAAGCCGUCCUGGAGGAUUCCAACACCAAGACGCCUCUCAUCUUUGUACUCUCCCCGGGAGUUGAUCCUACAAGCAUGCUACUCCAGCUGGCUGAACAGAGUGACAUGAGCCACCGAUUCCAUGCCCUCUCACUCGGUCAAGGUCAGGCUCCUAUCGCUACAAGGAUGAUCAAAGAAGGUGUGAGAGAGGGCAACUGGGUAUUCCUGGCUAAUUGUCACUUGUCCCUGAGUUGGAUGCCCCAGCUGGACAAGCUCGUUGAGCAGCUACAGGUAGAAGAACCACAUCAAGACUUCAGGCUCUGGCUGAGCAGUAGCCCCAACCCAGAGUUCCCUAUCUCCAUCUUACAGGCCGGUAUUAAGAUGACCACAGAACCACCGAAGGGUUUGAAAGCCAACAUGAAGCGUCUGUACCACCUGGUCACCGAGCAGCAGUUCAGUCGAUGUACCAAGCAAGACAAGUACAAGAAACUUCUCUUUGCUCUCUGCUUCUUCCACUCUGUACUUCUGGAGAGAAAGAAGUUCCGUAUGCUUGGUUGGAACAUCAUGUACGGCUUCAAUGACUCUGAUUUUGAGGUUUCUGAGAACUUGUUGAGUAUCUACCUCGAUGAAUACGAUGAAACGCCUUGGGACGCCCUCAAGUACCUCAUCGCUGGGGUCAACUACGGAGGUCACGUGACAGACGACUGGGAUCGCAGGCUUCUUAUGACUUACAUCAAUGAGUACUUCUGUGAAAAUGCCUUGACAGUGGCAUUCUUCAAGCUUUCCUCCCUUCAGACCUACUACAUCCCCAAAGAUGGCCCACUUCAGACCUACAAAGAGUACAUCAGCAUGUUACCUGGUGUAGACCACCCUGAAGCCUUUGGACAGCAUCCCAACGCAGACAUCGCUUCACAGAUCACGGAGACCCGGACCUUGUUUGACACCCUGCUCUCGCUGCAGCCUCAGGUCUCUGUCAAGGUCGGAGAGAGCAAAGAAUCAAAGGUACUGAAACUGGCUGCUGAUGUCUUGGAGAAGAUCCCACCUGAUAUUGAUUACGAAGGCACUGAGAAGAUCCUCAAGGAUGAUCCGUCACCUCUCAAUGUUGUACUUCUGCAGGAGAUCCAACGCUACAAUGCCCUGCUUCAAGCCAUCAGAUCAUCAUUGAUAGACCUAGAGAAGGGUAUCAAGGGUCUGGUAGUGAUGUCUAGUGACUUGGAAGAGAUCUUCAACUGCAUCUAUGAUGCCAGAGUACCCCCUCUGUGGGAGAAGGCAUACCCAUCCAACAAGCAGCUUGGGGCUUGGACCCGUGACCUACUGAUGCGUGUAGAUCAGUUUGAGAAGUGGGCCACUACCGCUCAUCCACCGGUCAUCUUCUGGAUGUCUGGCUUCACCUUCCCCACCGGAUUCUUGACCGCUGUCCUACAGACCUCGGCCAGACAGAACAAUAUCUCUGUUGAUUCCCUAUCCUGGGAGUUUGUGGUUUCCACGGUGGAUGACAACAACAUCGUUGACCCUCCCAAGGAUGGUGUGUGGAUCAAGGGCUUGUUCCUGGAGGGAGCCGGCUGGGACAAGAAGAAUGCCUGCCUUGUAGAAGCCAACCCCAUGCAGCUGGUCUGCCCGAUACCAACCAUACACUUCAAACCGGUGGAGAACAAGAAGAAGAGCGGCAAAGGUAACUAUGCCUGUCCAUGCUACUACUAUCCAAACCGUACCGGGUCCACUGGGCGAGCGUCCUACGUGGUAGCUGUGGACCUGAAAUCGGGGGCUUUCCAAUCUGAUCACUGGACCAAGAGAGGUACUGCUCUUCUCAUGAGUUUGGACUACUAGUUUACAAGCUGGACUAGGUCAUGGUAUUGUAACUCUAACCUGAUGAUAAGUGUUUAAACUAGAGGUUGAAUCCCUGGGUGAAAUAAGGAUAUCAUUGUAAACUAAUGAUACAUGUUUUGAAUACUAUUUUCAUAUCUGGAUAGGGUCAUGUUUUCCUAACUUAUGCCGGUGAUAAGUUUUUGGACUGUAAGAUUAAGAUCUUUAUAAGGUCAUGCUAUGGCAAUAGUAAGGUGACGUAAUAAGUCAAUGAGAUGUGUUUGGACUUCUUGUUUAAGAUCUAGAUGUUGAUUAGAUGAAGUGAGUUUUGAUGAGGUUAAGAGAUAUGGACAAGGUCAUCUCGUUUCUCCAAUAAUGUGAUGAGAGAGUGUUACAAUAAAUUUCAGCUAAAAUUAAGACUUUUCUUUUUAAUGAUAUUCCAUGUGUGGCUUGAUGGCAUUCAGGGUAAAUGGAAAGUACAGAAGGAUUUGGUGUAACUCAAAGAGCUCAUACAAUCACUAUCUUUUUUUAAAUGGAUAGAGCUUAAUGACCGUAAAGCUUCAGGAAAAGUACAUACAGUUGAGGUCAGUUGUGACAUAUCAUGAUAGAAAAUGUAAUAUAAAUCAUUGAUUUGACAUUAUAUAUUUCUAUGAAACAAUGUUUGAAAAUAUAAUUUUCUUCAAAGGAAAUUUCACCUUAAAUAUACUUUAAUCCCAACGGCAUCCCAAUUAUGUGAAAGAGCUUAAUACGAUCUUUCAUUUGAUACCGAAUUUGUCAUGGUAGUAUUUAUAUUUCUGAAAAUAAAGUAAUUUUUACAAUGUUUGGCAAGCAAACAAAUUUCACUGAAUUCCGUGGGUGUAUGUAAACUUCAGGUCUCAACUGUAUGUACUCCAUGAUACCAUAGUAUGUGAGGCCAAACUAACACGUAAAGAGAAAAACAACAUGAAACUUUGUGUGUACUUGACCUUUGGAUAACUAUUAAGUGUUUCUAGUGGCCUCAAUAGAGCACAUUGUUACUCUAUCCAUGGUUAAAACAGGCAGGGAUUAGAUAGAGUAUUCAAACUGGAAAUUAAAACUUUGCUCGCUGUUGUGGGAUUGGUGGUCAUCGGAUGAGAAAUCUCUUACUCCCCUGUAUGCUGGCAUGACAUCAUGUUUGCACUUUUACAAGGUCAAAUUUAAUUAAAUUGAGUAAUUCAUUGUUUCUGUGUGGGAAAACGGAUAUUCCCUCAUUUAUGUUUGUCGAGAAUGAGAGGAUGUUUAUUCACUUAAUACUUGACACCUGUUGUCUAGCUACGUUGUGAUGCUGGGGUCAUAUUCGUUAUAAGAGUCUCCUAUAUAUUCUUUGAUUGCAUUUCAGUCAAAUUGUUUUAUAAUUCAGAGGGCAGUAUGCAUGAGUAAGUGGGAGGGAGGGGGGGGGGCUGUAAAGUAUGUACAUCCACCCCCCCCCCCAUAUGUAUACAGGACCUACUCUUAGUAAUGAUUUGUUUCCACUUUGUGCUUCGUAUGGAAAGUAAAAAUUCUCAUUGUCGUGGCUUGAGUUCUUGAAGUAAGGUAUAAUAUGGGAAUAGAUGUACAAACAGGUUUAUUAGUCUAUGGAAUCGCCAACAUUGGAUAUUGAUAUUCGUUGAGUGUAUCUAUGGGUCAUAAAACCAGACAAGGGUCUUGUGUGUAGAUGAAUUGAAUUAGUCAGGGUUCAAAAAGGCAUUGGGUCAUAUGAUCCAGGACAGAGUAAACAUACACUGUCAAAGAUGUAAAGCUCAAAAGGAUGCUUGAUGUCAGCCAUUUUCUCAUUUAGGCAAAUGAUACUAUUCUUACAUUGUAGGUUUGCUGUUAUAUAUGAUAACCAGUCAGAACCUUUUGUGCCUUUUCAUCCUUUUAGCUUCUGUUAUGCUUUGGUUGAACCUACUUUUUAAUAAUCCUUGCAUUUUCUCUUGGUAAAUGCAAGGCAUGAAAACUUUGAGCAUGUGUUUCUUCAGUGUUAUUUUGAUAUCGACAGUCGCUCAGAUAUCAAUGAAGAAUUUCAUGAGUUCCUUUUUAAUUGAUUAUUAAUGCAACAAAGCAUGUGCAUAAUUACAUUUUUUUGCUGUAAGUUAUGUUUCUCUACAGUAUCUGUAAGUAACAAAUGGCAAAUAGUAUUUUAUUUCUCCUAGUAUAUUUUUCAUUUAUUCUGUGCAUUAGAAAUUCACAGAGAAAAUAAGCUGGUAAAAAUAAUGACGAUCCGUCCAAAGCGAAUUAAAUGAUAUGCAUUUUCACCAAAGUGGUUCUUAUCUUGAUAAUUCAGAAAAAAUCUAUUGUAUUUAAAUUAUGUUAUUAUCUCCAUCCAAAAUGAAUUCAGUUUUUUGUACAAUAAUUCAUGUGUUUAUUGUCAAUUUGUGCUAUAUUUAUUUCAUGUGAAUACAGAAUCUUUCUAUUUGUAAAUAGAGUAAUAAAAUUACAUGAAAUGUAUGAUGUAUCUGAAGAUAUUAUACAGAGGUUUUUAAAGAAAGUUGAUUUGAAUUUGUAUUCAAUUUAUUUUGUGAUGACUUGUUUCCAAUAAAUAAUUCACCUUGACAUUGUA
Messenger RNA from Lytechinus variegatus (green sea urchin), 16268 nucleotides. RefSeq names its product dynein heavy chain 2, axonemal-like. Gene Ontology annotation, biological process: microtubule-based movement. Gene Ontology annotation, cellular component: dynein complex. The transcript is spliced from 80 exons. NCBI's taxonomy places the organism in Eukaryota, Metazoa, Echinodermata, Echinoidea, Temnopleuroida, Toxopneustidae. Gene Ontology annotation, molecular function: dynein intermediate chain binding; dynein light intermediate chain binding; minus-end-directed microtubule motor activity. The record is from RefSeq and is a predicted model, not a curated record. Bases 128 to 13735 code for a protein of 4535 amino acids.